Zophobas morio is the source of this 1132-nucleotide messenger RNA. Its product is annotated as gustatory receptor for sugar taste 64e-like. Gene Ontology annotation, biological process: detection of chemical stimulus involved in sensory perception of taste; sensory perception of chemical stimulus. Gene Ontology annotation, molecular function: taste receptor activity. Gene Ontology annotation, cellular component: membrane. NCBI's taxonomy places the organism in Eukaryota, Metazoa, Arthropoda, Insecta, Coleoptera, Tenebrionidae. The record is from RefSeq and is a predicted model, not a curated record. The transcript is spliced from 8 exons. Bases 1 to 990 code for a protein of 329 amino acids.
AUGAUUUUCGGUUUAGCUUUGCACUAUCAAGUAGUUGUGAAAGACAGCGAAAUGGAUAUAAGACAUUUUAUUUUUUUUACCACUGCGAUAAUAUCGUUGAUAUCUUUCACCCGACUGGCUAUGAAAUGGCCAAAGCUUAUAAAAAAAUGGUGUCAACUUGAUGAAAAACUCAAUUCCAUAUACGGAUAUCCAAAAUAUUUAAAACUAAAGUUACAAAUUUUUGUGGCAGGUUGGAUACUUCUAAUUUUUGGCGAAUACAUUGCUUUAAUUCUGUCAAAAUUUGUAUUGAAUGAUACUAGUGGUGCUAUAACUUUACAACAAAUUAUGAAAAAACGAUACUUCUACAUAUUUUCGUACGUCCCAUAUAAUACUUUUGUACUCUCAGCACUGGGUGUUAGUUUACCAUUGGUUUCCAAUUACGUGGCUUUGUUUAUAAUUGAUUUAUUCAUCAUUUUGAUAAGUAUAACAAUAUCUUUCAGAUUUAAACAAAUCAAUGAAGUUCUACAGCAACACAAAAACAAAAACAGUUCUAUUAACUUCUGGAUGACCGUUCGUAAAAAUUAUAGCGAAAUGGGUAAUCUCUUCAUGGACAUUAAUGACUCAAUAUCAAACAUUGUGGUGCUGUCUUAUGGUUCAAAUAUGAUUGUUUUGAUAAACAAUUUAGGAAGAUUUAUCAGUAACGAUGUUGAUGAACACAAGACAAUUUUUGAAAUUUAUUCUUUCGUUUUUUUGAUAAUAAGACUCUUUCUGGUGUAUUUUUUCUCCGCACGAAUUAAUUCAGAGAGUAGGAAACCGAUCAGAAUUCUUUUUGCAGUUUCUACCGAAAUUUAUAACGUUGAGAUUCGACGAUGGUACAUGCAAAUGAAACUAGAUAGUAUUGCUUUAACUGGAAAUACGUUAUUUAAAAUAACACCAGGGUUAAUUUUAAGUAUUUGUGGGGCCAUUGUUACUUAUGAAUUAAUAUUUAUACAGUUCAGUAAUCCUAGGUAAGGAUUUAUCGAAUACAUAUUAAAUAAGAAAAAUAAGAAAUAUUUAUUAUUUGUCUUAAAAUUAGAACUAUUAUAAUAUAUAUAUCAUAAUAUUGGGUGACUGUUAACGAUUGAAGCAAAUUUUUGAGUUGGCAAUUUUGAAU